UCUCAGAAAACGGCAGAUCUGAUAGGAAAUUCCUCUGACUACCUCUCUCUCGCUCUCUCUCUCUCUCUCUCCCCUCCUCUGUCUUUCUCUUACUCUUUCCCUCUCCUUUCUUUUCUCUCUGGAUCUCACAAAUUCGUUUCAUAUGGUUGCUUUAGAUCUGCUUGCGUGAUAAUACCUGCCAUUGAUUAAGAAGCUGCGUCAUUCUACAGGAUUCGUCUCUGUUUCACAUUUUUCUCUGGAGGACUACUUAGCUGUAUUCUGAGGGUGGAAGUGGGAGUAAUCGAAUUUCUCGGGUUUUUCCGUAUAGGUUUUCGAUUUGGUUAUAACAAGGUUUAGAAGAGAAAAAUGGAGAAAUCUUGUACUUUGCUUGUUCACUUCGACAAAGGAACUCCUUCUCUUGCGAAUGAGAUAAAGAGUGCUCUUGAAGAUGGUGAUGUUCCGGCUAAGAUCGACGCGAUGAAGAAAGCUAUCAUGCUUCUGUUAAAUGGCGAAACGUUACCUCAUCUUUUCAUAACAAUUCUACGAUAUGUGUUGCCCUGUGACGAUCACACGAUCCAAAAGCUUUUGCUUCUCUACCUGGAGAUCCUUGACAAGACGGAUGCUAAAGGAAAGGUCCUCCCAGAAAUGAUAUUGAUCUGCCAAAACUUGAGGAAUAAUCUUCAGUCCCCGAAUGAAUACAUUCGCGGUGUUACUCUCAGAUUUCUUUGCCGUUUGAAUGAGACUGAGAUUAUUGAGCCUUUGAUCCCAUCAGUUUUGUCUAACUUGGAACAUAGACACCCUUUCAUUAGGAGGAAUGCAAUUCUUGCAGUGAUGUCCAUUUACAAGCUUCCACAAGGAGAUCAGCUUCUGGUUGAUGCUCCUGAGAUGAUUGAGAAGGCACUUACAUCAGAGCAGGACCCAUCAGCCAAGAGGAAUGCCUUCCUUAUGCUUUUCAACUGUGCUCAGGAUCGGGCAAUUAACUACCUUCUCACCCAUGUUGACAGUGUAACUGAGUGGGGAGAACCACUUCAGAUGGUUGUACUAGAGCUGAUCCGCAAAGUCUGCAGAACAAAUCUGGGAGAGAAGGGGAAAUAUAUAAAGAUCAUUAUUUCUCUGUUAAAUGCCCCAUCAACAGCUGUUAUUUAUGAAUGUGCUGGGACAUUGGUCUCUCUUUCAUCUGCACCAACAGCUAUCAGAGCUGCUGCGAACACCUACUGCCAACUUUUGCUUUCUCAGAGUGACAACAAUGUCAAACUUAUUGUUCUUGAUCGUCUGAAUGAGCUAAAAUCUUCUCACAGAGAUAUCAUGGUUGAGAUGACCAUGGAUAUACUUAGGGCACUCUCAAGCCCGAACCUUGACAUCCGUAGGAAAACAAUUGACAUUGCUCUUGAACUGAUAACUCCAAGGAAUAUUGAUGAGGUUGUUCUUACAUUGAAAAAGGAAGUUGUAAAGACUCAGAGUUCAGAGCUUGAGAAGAAUGGAGAGUACAGACAAAUGCUUGUUCAAGCCAUACAUUCUUGUGCAAUCAAGUUCCCAGAGGUUGCAAGCACAGUGGUCCAUCUGUUGAUGGAUUUCUUAGGGGACAGCAAUGUUGCUUCAGCUAUUGAUGUGGUUAUAUUUGUCCGGGAGAUAAUUGAAACGAAUCCAAAACUGAGAGUUUCGAUAAUAACCAGACUCUUGGACACUUUUUACCAGAUCCGUGCUGCACGUGUUUGUUCCUGUGCUCUCUGGAUCAUUGGAGAGUACUGUAUCUCACUUUCUGAAGUUGAGAGUGGGAUUGCAACCAUUAAGCAAUGUCUUGGAGACCUUCCAUUCUACACAGUUACAGAGGAAGGAGAGAUUGCAGAUAAUCAGAAGCAGUUUCAACAAGUAAAUUCUAUCACUGUAUCCUCUAGGAGACCAGCAAUUCUUGCAGAUGGGACCUAUGCAACACAAAGUGCUGCCUCAGAAACUUCUGUGACAACUUCCACCCUUCUUCCAGGGUCCUUGACCUCUUCUGGGAAUUUGAGAUCCUUAAUUCUUACAGGUGACUUUUUUCUAGGUGCAGUCAUGGCCUGCACUCUGACAAAACUUGUUCUAAGGUUGGAAGAGGUCCAGCCAACUAAAGUUGAAGUGAACAAAGCAACUACUCAGGCUUUAUUGACUAUGGUCUCAAUGCUGCAACUAGGACAGUCUUCAUUUCUAUCUCAUCCAAUAGACAAUGAUUCUUAUGACAGGAUCGUUCUUUGCAUAAGAUUGCUAUGCAAUACUGGUGAUGAGAUGAGGAAAAUAUGGUUGCAGUCAUGUCGUGAGAGUUUUGUUAAAAUGCUUGCAGAUAAGCAGUUCCGAGAAACAGAGGAGAUAAAAGCAAAGGCUCAGAUUUCUCAUGCACAACCAGAUGACCUAAUAGACUUCUACCAUUUGAAGAGCAGGAAGGGUAUGAGCCAGCUAGAAUUGGAAGAUGAAGUCCAGGAUGAUUUGAAACGUGCAACAGGAGAAUUCACUAAGGAUGGAGAUGAUGAGAAUAAGCUGAAUCGCAUUCUUCAGCUUACAGGAUUCAGUGAUCCUGUAUAUGCUGAAGCUUAUGUGACAGUCCAUCAUUAUGACAUUGUGCUUGAUGUUACAGUUAUCAACCGAACUAAGGAGACUCUCCAGAAUUUGUGUUUGGAGUUGGCCACCAUGGGUGAUCUUAAACUAGUUGAUCGCCCACAGAAUUAUACACUAGCUCCAGAAUCAAGUAAACAGAUAAGAGCCAACAUUAAGGUUUCUUCAACUGAAACAGGAGUUAUAUUUGGGAACAUUGUUUAUGAAACUUCAAAUGUGCUUGAGCGAACUGUUAUUGUCCUUAAUGACAUCCACAUUGAUAUAAUGGACUACAUAUCUCCUGCAACAUGCGCUGAUGUGGCAUUCAGAACUAUGUGGGCUGAGUUUGAGUGGGAAAACAAGGUGGCUGUAAACACUACAUUUGAAGAUGAGAAGGAUUUUUUGAAUCACAUCAUCAAAUCGACAAAUAUGAAAUGCCUCACUGCAUCGUCUGCACUGGAUGGAGCUUGUGGAUUCCUUGCUGCUAAUUUGUAUGCGAAGAGCGUUUUUGGGGAGGAUGCCCUAGUAAAUGUCAGUGUUGAGAAACAAGCAGAUGGAAAGCUGAGUGGAUACAUUCGGAUAAGGAGCAAGACCCAAGGGAUUGCCCUCAGUCUAGGGGACAAGAUCACUCUCAAGCAGAAGGGGGGUAGUUGAUGGAUAUGUACCUACCAACAUCUUCCCUUUUCUAUGUUGCUUUCAUUUGAUAUUCAACUUUUCUUGUUUCCCUCCACCAUUUUGCUGUAAUGUCUGCAGGUAUUUACAGUCGGAGUUGUAGGAUUAUUUUCGGCCUUUGUUUUCAUUACAUCUAGGGAGAGUAGGAAAGUAGUACCUAGGUAGCUAGAUUGUUUUUCUUUGGAUCUCUCUUCCAAUAGUAAAGUUUUAAACGAUAGUUUCUAUUAUGUCUGUAUUUCCCGUUAAGAUUGGGUUGACUUCAUUACAGAUAUCCAAAUUGUAACUAGUCAUUAUUAUUAAUCUUACUGUUUUCAGUUAUGGUUUCAAACUUUGA
This is a messenger RNA of Nelumbo nucifera (sacred lotus), 3547 nucleotides long. Its product is annotated as coatomer subunit beta-1-like. Gene Ontology annotation, biological process: endoplasmic reticulum to Golgi vesicle-mediated transport; intracellular protein transport; intra-Golgi vesicle-mediated transport. Gene Ontology annotation, molecular function: structural molecule activity. NCBI's taxonomy places the organism in Eukaryota, Viridiplantae, Streptophyta, Magnoliopsida, Proteales, Nelumbonaceae. Gene Ontology annotation, cellular component: COPI vesicle coat; cytoplasm. The record is from RefSeq and is a predicted model, not a curated record.